CUAUUUUUUCUAAGUUCUGUGCUUUUUAACAUGACUUUGGUUAGAAAAACAUUUUUUGAAAAUUUCCUGUUGAAACAUCGAAUAAGUCCUGUCACACUAGCCAAGAAUUACAGCAACAAGCCAUCUCUAAUAAAGCAUGAAGUCCCCAAGAAGUCGAGACAUGUUAAGUACCUCCUGUUGGCAUCCGGAGGCUACCUUGCAUACAAAUACUUUAAAUCUGAAUUUGAAAUAGUGCCGAAUGUGACAGCCGCCAGUCCCUUUGGUGUUUCCCAAUUAACCGGAAGAAGGAAACAGUUCAAUUUCAUAGCGGACGUGGUCGAAACGUCUGCCCCAUCAGUUGUUUACAUUGAAAUUAAGGAUACACGAAGGACAGACUUUUUCACUGGCAAACCAACAACUAUUUCAAACGGCUCGGGAUUUAUCAUAAAGGAGGAUGGCUUGAUUUUGACCAAUGCUCAUGUUAUUACCAACAAGCCCAACACUAAAGUUGAAGUUCGUUUGAUGAAUGGACAAACUUAUAUUGGUGUUGUCGAAGAUGUGGACAUGAAAAGUGAUCUUGCUUUAGUCAGAAUUCCUGCCAAAAAUCUACCCAUCAUGAAAUUGGGUAACUCUUCUGAAUUGAAGUCUGGAGAGUUUGUUGUGGCCAUUGGUAGCCCACUUGCUUUAAGUAAUACCGUCACGUGUGGAGUGGUUAGCUCCACAGAAAGGGCAUCAUCUGAACUUGGAUUAUUUGGAAAAGACAUGGUUUACAUACAGACGGAUGCUGCCAUUACUUUCGGCAAUUCUGGCGGUCCUUUGGUAAAUCUCGACGGCGAAGCAAUUGGAGUGAACAGCAUGAAAGUCACCGCCGGAAUUUCAUUUGCAAUACCCAUAGAUUAUGUAAAACAGUUUGUGAAACAAGCUAAAGGGCCUAGAAAUCCAAAUGACUUGAAGAAAUUAUACAUGGGAAUCACAAUGUUAACUUUAACUCCUCAAAUACUAUAUGAAUUGCAUCAGAGGAACCACUUGGUGCCAAGUGAUGUGCAAAGUGGGGUGCUUGUUUGGAAGGUCAUUAUCGGAUCACCAGCUCAUAGUGGAGGAUUAAAGCCUGGUGACAUUGUUACACACAUAGAUGGAAAACCAGUUCUCGGAGCUGAAGAUGUAUAUGGUUUACUUCAGGCAGACAAAAGCAAAUCAUUGAGAAUGUCUAUUACUAGAGAAGGAAGAAGAUAUGAAGUUACAGUUACACCAGAAAUUGUUAGUUAAUUGAUUUUUGUUCAUUUGUUAUGUUGAAUAAAGCUCUGUUUCACAUUUAAA
This is a messenger RNA of Aethina tumida (small hive beetle), 1296 nucleotides long. Its product is annotated as serine protease HTRA2, mitochondrial. Gene Ontology annotation, molecular function: protein binding; serine-type endopeptidase activity. The transcript is spliced from 4 exons. The record is from RefSeq and is a predicted model, not a curated record. Gene Ontology annotation, biological process: positive regulation of apoptotic process; proteolysis; programmed cell death. The coding region runs from base 31 to 1245 and encodes 404 amino acids. Lineage: Eukaryota; Metazoa; Arthropoda; Insecta; Coleoptera; Nitidulidae.